ACUAGAGAUAAUCGCAACCUUUGAACACUUCUCUGUUAGUUAUUACUACGGGGCGGUGUGGAUUGGCAAAUGUUCGUCAUGUUCCGCACAUUACAACACCUGCUUUCCUUCAUCGCCAUAUGCAUCUUACUACCCCUCCACACGUCCUGUGUAGACUACCGUGAGCUGGGGACCUUUAACGUGGACGUCCCGGCGUUCUCCACCUUGGUGCGGCCCACGGUUGAACCUCUGUCCGCCGAUUCUGAUGAAGUGUACGAUCUGCUUCUGUCCGCGUUCAACCCUCAGCCAGGCGUCGUCGACCAUGUCUGGGGUGUACAUGAUAUCGGGAGGACCAUUAACGAACCAGACAAAAUACAACUUACCCUGAUCAGUGACGAUUUUGUCUGGCCAAACGAAGUCAGCUUAGUGCCAGAGACGGUUUUCGCUGAAUCAGGAGUGGUUUGCGUCUGUUCCGGCCGUUUCCCACCCAAAAACAAUGGAUCCGUGGCACUCAUACCGGGGUGGCCGGGUAACGUAGGUGAGCCAGUGCUGAUCUCCGGCGCCUCCCAGCGGCAGCUGUGGUCCUACACCCGAGCGGCACAGUGGGUAGACAUGAAUGGGGACAACCUGUUGGAUGCUGUAGUAGCGAGGUUCUCAUUUGUUCUAAUCCCUCCAAAUCCUCCGUCAUUCCAAGGUGAACUAGUUUGGUUUGAGCAACCACAGUCCGGUGGGCUACAAACUCCCGACUGGUCACCCCAUGUGGUCAUCCAGGGUCCGGAGUUCUUGUCCUUGCCUGUCCGACUGACCAUUGCAGGAGCUGGAGAGAAACUGGCGAUCCUCUGUCCGGAGUAUUUUGGCGGGAAGUUGCGAGUCGUGUGGACAGAAGACCCAGGAGACAUCUGGACAGACACGACUCUGAUCAGAACUGCAACCAUUGAAGAGGAUGGCGAGCGGUACUUUGAUCUUCAGGUGACUGACGUGAACAAAGAUGGAAAAGACGACUUGCUGGUGGUAACAAGUAGUGAAACGAAUGGGACCGUCCGAGUGUACGAAAUUCCUGACGAUUUUCGGACUGGUACCUGGGAACGACAUACUAUCGCCAGUGGCUUCUCUGUCCCAGGAAACAUGACGCAGGGCAAAGGGACACCAGGGAUGGCCAUACCGCUGAGGUUUGCCAGUGAUUUGAAAAAGCCAACCAUCCUGAUAUCUGGGGACGACGACAGGCACGCGUACCUUCUCGUUCCCAGCAGUGACGACCCUGCAGACUGGUCCUACGACAAGCGCCCCCUGCUGAGCAGUACAGGUAUUGUAGGUGGCAUCUCCUCUGCAGACAUAGAUGGUGACGGGAGUAUAGAGGCCAUCAUUCCUGCAUACGGUGAAGAUAAGGUCCACGUCUUCAGGUUCACAGAUGAAACGGACGGAAGUGUCACCAAGCCUACUGGUCCUGCUGGUCAGGUGGGCUUGGCUGGUGCAUUAUGGGUAGCUUCCUCCAUAAAAACAUGCCUGUGUGUUUGUGUGUGUUUCUGUAUGUUUGUGGUCAGCAUAACUUAGUGCUAUGCUUCCACAACUGCUGACUGAUAACCUAACCAAUGAAUUGUGACUACAUUUAAAUUCGGCAUGUGGGUAGGUCUUGGGAAGGGAUCCUCUGCAAUGCAGAAGAAAUCAAGAUAUUAGGUGUACAGCACCUACAGAAUUGAUAUGCCUAUAUAUCUGUCAAAAAAUGGAUGACACAAUGUCAUCUCUCCUAAUAACUAAAAUAACACUACAUGUAUUUCAAACCUCAACCUUUAUUUCAAUCAACAUCUUGAUAUGAUAAUUUCACAUAUACAUGUUGUUGUUGUAUAAGUGAAAGCAGAACAGUCUCCACUUAUAAUGCUACAACGCAUAAAGGCAAUAAGCUAGGAUUGAAAUGAUAUCUAUAGACUGUGCAUAUAUCAUCAUCCCAGCACUGUAACAGUUAAUACAUGUAGCUUCCUGAAUUACUAAUAUCUGUUUCCUCAAGGAAACAUAACGAUGUUACAAAUUAAGUGCCAGUACUUGAGAUUCUGGACAGUGGUUGCUUAUUAAAACUGCCAGGCUGUA
This is a messenger RNA of Branchiostoma belcheri (Belcher's lancelet), 2061 nucleotides long. RefSeq lists its product as uncharacterized. The transcript is spliced from 8 exons. NCBI's taxonomy places the organism in Eukaryota, Metazoa, Chordata, Leptocardii, Amphioxiformes, Branchiostomatidae. Bases 70 to 1530 code for a protein of 486 amino acids. The record is from RefSeq and is a predicted model, not a curated record.